AUGGAUACGGAACCUGCCACAGGCCACCCUCGGCCCGACAUGUGGCAGAUUUCGUGUCCAGUAAGUGACUUUAACAUGUAUUCCACAUGGGGGCGGGUCUCGGCCUGGGUCACGGCCCCAGGGGGCGGGUCUUGGUCCCAGGGGGCGGGUCACGGCCCUAGGGGGCGGGUCUUAGCCCCAGGGGGCGGGUCUUGGUCCCAGGGGGCGGGUCACGGCCUGGGUCUCGGCCCCAGGGGGCGGGUCUCGGCCCCAGGGGGGGGCGGGUCUUGGUCCCAGGGGGCGGGUCUCGGCCCCAGGGGGCGGGUCUUGUUCCCAGGGGGCGGGUCACGGCCUGGGUCUCGGCACCAGGGGGCGGGUCUCGGCCUGGGUUACGGCCCCAGGGGGCGGGUCUUGUCCUCAGGGGGCGGGUCUCGGCCCCAGGGGGCGGGUCUUACCCCAGGGGGCGGGUCUCGGCCCCAGGAGGCGGGACUUAGCCCCAGGGAGUGGGUCUUAGGCCUAGGGGGCGGGCCUCGGCCUGGGUCUCGGCCCCAGGGGGCGGGUCUCGGCCUGGGUCUGGCCCCAGGGGGCGGGUCUCGGCCUGGGUCACUGCCCCAGGGGGCGGGUCUCGGCCUGGGUCACGGCCCCAGGGGGCGGGUCUCGGCCUGGGUCACGGCCCCAGGUGGCGGAUCUCGGCCUGGGUCACGGCCCCAGGUGGCGGGUCUCGGCGAGGAGGCGCUCGAAGGAGGCGGGUAUUGA
Penaeus monodon (black tiger shrimp) is the source of this 735-nucleotide messenger RNA. Its product is annotated as translation initiation factor IF-2-like. The transcript is spliced from 3 exons. NCBI's taxonomy places the organism in Eukaryota, Metazoa, Arthropoda, Malacostraca, Decapoda, Penaeidae. The record is from RefSeq and is a predicted model, not a curated record. Bases 1 to 735 code for a protein of 244 amino acids.